UCGAAUCUAGCGCGUGGAAGAAAACGCCGAUGAGCCGUCCCGAAUUCACAGCACCUCCACAAAUAUUUUACAACGAUGUCGAAGCACGAAAAUAUACGCACUCGUCGCGUGUCGUCGAGAUUCAAGAAAGGCUAACAGAGCGAGCAGUUGAACUCCUAAAUAUUCCUGACGAUGGUGUUCCGCGCCUUUUGCUUGACGUCGGCUGUGGUUCGGGGCUUAGCGGUGAACGUCUGACAUCACUUGGCCAUGAAUGGAUAGGUACUGAUAUCAGCAUGAACAUGCUCGAAGUUGCACAGGAGCGCGAAGUAUUGGGAGGUGUUGUUCAGUAUGACAUGGGGCAUGGUUGCCCGUUUCGGCCUGGUGUUUUCGAUGGUUGCAUCUCAAUCUCAGCUAUUCAAUGGCUCUGCAAUGCUGAUAACUCUCUCCAUCGGCCGCGCCGCCGGCUCGCAUCAUUUUUCAACCACUUGUACCGCUGUCUUAAGCGUGGCAGCAAAGCAGUUCUCCAAUUUUAUCCUGACAAUGCUGAGCAAGUAGAAAUGAUCACCACUUCAGCUCUUCGUGUUGGUUUCUCAGGUGGGCUAGUCGUGGACUAUCCCAAUUCAACCCGUGCCAAAAAAUAUUUCCUGGUGUUGGCUGCUGGCUCGGAGAGCUCUGCGACAGAAUUUUCGGCGAGCACACACAUUUGUGGACUGGUUGGUGAUGAACUCUUAAACAAACCAGGUAUAAAUAUCGUUGGACGCAAAAAAGCCCGAAAGAACCUCUCACCUUCCAGGAAAAUAAGUAGUGUUUCGCACAGUAGGAGCAAACGGCAUCCCGAUAAUAAAGGGAGGGCUUGGAUAGAAAAGAAGAAAUCCCAGGCUCAACUCAAGGGAAAAGAAACUGCUCGCAAUAGCAAAUACACAGGUCGCAAAAGGAAGGAUCGUAUCUAGCGCACAGACGAGUAUAAAUAGUAUCAACGGUUUAGACCAUUUUUAAUUCAAGACACUCUCCUCGU
Micromonas pusilla CCMP1545 is the source of this 994-nucleotide messenger RNA. RefSeq lists its product as uncharacterized. Gene Ontology annotation, molecular function: rRNA (guanine) methyltransferase activity. The transcript has a single exon. Gene Ontology annotation, cellular component: nucleolus. Gene Ontology annotation, biological process: rRNA (guanine-N7)-methylation. NCBI's taxonomy places the organism in Eukaryota, Viridiplantae, Chlorophyta, Mamiellophyceae, Mamiellales, Mamiellaceae. The record is from RefSeq and is a predicted model, not a curated record. The coding region runs from base 30 to 929 and encodes 299 amino acids.